UUUUAAUGCAAACUUGGGAGUCCGGGGGUUAAAUUUCAUCGAGAAGCGAAGCCUACUCGAACAAAAAUCGAAACCACAAUACGCAAACAAACACCCUCGAAUCUUCGAAUCAAUCAAUCAUUCAAAGAUGCCAAAAAAGAUGGGAGUGAACAGCAAAGCCGAGGCCGCGCGGGCUCGCAAAAGCGCCACGGAAUCGGAGCGGAAGGACCGCGAAGCAAGAGAGAAGGAAGAGCAGUACUGGCGCGAAGCAGAGGGAGAAAAGUCGCGCGCCGCCAAGAAACGCGAGGAGGAAGCCGAGAAGCGAGCUGAAGCCGCGGCGCGGAAAGCCGAGGCCAAGCGUUUGGCCGAGCUGGAAGAGAAAGAGCUGGAGAAGUCUAUGAGAAAGCCGGAUAAGAAAGCGAAUAGGGUUUCGAUUCCGGUGCCAAAGGUGACGGAGGCAGAAUUGCAGCGACAGCGCGAGGAGGAGCAGGCGCAGAUGGCGAAGAAGGCGGAGGAGGCGAAGAAGAAGCAGGCUAGGACGGCGGCGGAAGAGGAGUAUGAACGGAUGGUUUUGGUGACGAAUACGAACAGGGAUGAGUCUGUUAUUGAGGCAAGGACUGUGGAGGAGGCCAUUGAGAAGAUAUCGUUGGCGGAUAACUUGCCGGUGGACCGCCAUCCAGAGCGGCGGCUAAAGGCCUCGUUUAAGGCUUUUGAAGAAGCUGAGCUCCCUAGGCUUAAGGAGGAAAAACCAGGUCUUACUCACACUCAAUACAAGGACUUGAUAUGGAAACUAUGGAAGAAAUCUCCAGACAAUCCUCUUAAUCAGGUUGCAGAGUAAGCAUCAUUGGAUUCAUUGUAUCUUGAAAAUAGAGUGACAGGCCAUUCUCCUUGGGCACAUCAUUGAGGAAUGUUACUAUAUCUUGCAGAGUGGAGUGUUUACAAUUUGUACCUUAUAUGCGAUCAUUGUAUUUUUUGGUUAAGUUGAACAAAACCAGAGUGUUAACAAUGUUUUUCGGUUUCAUUUCUGUUCCUGCUUGUUACUGGAACGUCCAUGAGGUUUUGGUGAGUAAAGAAGAAAUAAACUUGAGAUUUCAUGAAUGUA
Molecule: messenger RNA, 1081 nt
Organism: Pistacia vera
Lineage: Eukaryota; Viridiplantae; Streptophyta; Magnoliopsida; Sapindales; Anacardiaceae
Product: coiled-coil domain-containing protein 124
Exons: 3
Coding region: 128-817 (229 amino acids)
Biological process (GO): transcription by RNA polymerase II
Cellular component (GO): nucleus
Molecular function (GO): transcription coactivator activity
Source: RefSeq, a predicted model, not a curated record